This is a messenger RNA of Fomitopsis serialis, 1172 nucleotides long. RefSeq lists its product as uncharacterized. Lineage: Eukaryota; Fungi; Basidiomycota; Agaricomycetes; Polyporales; Fomitopsidaceae. Gene Ontology annotation, molecular function: protein binding. The coding region runs from base 21 to 1019 and encodes 332 amino acids. The record is from RefSeq and is a predicted model, not a curated record. The transcript is spliced from 2 exons.
UUAACUACCUUUCCAUCUCUAUGGCGUUUCCAAACAUCGUGACGGAUCCUACUUCGGUUGAUCCUACUUCGGUUGAGGGCUCCACUAUCCAUAUAGCCUCUCCGCCGUUCGACGACCCCCAGGCGGAUGUGAUCAUCCGAACGUCUGACCACGUCGAGUUCCGCAUCUUCAGGCUCAUUCUCAAGAUGGCCUCGACGGUCUUCGCCGACAUCUUGGCAUUGCCUGUCGCACCUGAUGCAGACCCGAAUGCCAUCGACGUCACCGAGGACAGCGUCGUGUGGGACCACAUCUUGCGUAUAUGCCACCCCGGCAUUGCUCCACCAGCCAUGAUCGCCGCCGAUCAGCUCUGGCCACUGCUCGAGGCAGCCAAGAAGUACGAUAUGAAGGCAGUGCGCGAAACAGCGGUGAGGGAGAUGUCGACGCCUCGCAUGCUCGAGCAGGAGACUCUGCGAGUCUACGCGCUCGCAUGCGGCUAUGGAGUUGAGGACGUCGCUGUCGCAGCGGCGAGAGCCAGCCUUACCCAGUCAUACGAGGAGGGCCCGUACGUACCCGAGCUGCGAUGCGCAACGUCCGCUGCGUACUUUAGACUGGUCCAAUACCGUCGGGAAUGCGUGAAGGCGGCCGUGUCCUUCGCGGAGGAUCCACACCUUUUCUUGCAGGAUGGGUGGAAAGACUACGUCAAAUAUUGGAUCCUGCGGCGGGAACAUGUCAGCGAGCAGCAUGACGACGGGUGUAGCAGCGGGGGGAACUUUGCGUUGGAUUCUUGGGAAUGGGGCAAUGGGUUGCUCCGCGACGUACUUGUUGAGUACAUGGCACGUUCGACAGAGGCCCUCAAGGUGCUCCCUCAUGGCAGUACGGUUUUAAACCCCAUCUUCAUUGCGACCACAGUGCAUGCCGCCUCAAAAUGUACCGCUUGCAGGAGCCGUACGCAGCCCAGUGAUGUUCUCGCGUUCCUCAAGUUUCAUGCAUCUCAGAUAGAUGCAGCCACUGCUAAGGUGAAACUCGUCGUGGCGUCCUGACAACUGUGGGAUAUCCUGGGUGCUCUCGAAUUUGUCUGUGGAAUUGGACCGCCGUUUCGCUCGCCCGGAAUUCAAUGAUGUACCUCCAGUAUAUAUUCGAUUGGGACUCAAUGGAUUUAUAGCACUCGUACCUGUAGGUGCUCGAUCCCCGAC